Molecule: messenger RNA, 6325 nt
Organism: Trichechus manatus latirostris (Florida manatee)
Lineage: Eukaryota; Metazoa; Chordata; Mammalia; Sirenia; Trichechidae
Gene: DCP2
Product: decapping mRNA 2
Exons: 11
Coding region: 3109-4359 (416 amino acids)
Biological process (GO): nuclear-transcribed mRNA catabolic process, nonsense-mediated decay; deadenylation-dependent decapping of nuclear-transcribed mRNA
Cellular component (GO): cytoplasm; P-body
Molecular function (GO): 5'-(N(7)-methylguanosine 5'-triphospho)-[mRNA] hydrolase activity; RNA binding; manganese ion binding
Source: RefSeq, a predicted model, not a curated record
GGGUUGACAUGUUGUGGGGUUGUUAACCAAUGUCUUAAAACAAUUUGUGUACUACUGGAAAAAAAAAAUUAUGCCUCAUAGUUUGAUAAGCCUCCUAAACAGCUUUGUGGUCUAACAUGCUUAAGUAUAAACAUCUGAGAAAGGCCUCUUAACAUGAAACGUAGAGAUCAAAAUUAACAGCAACUGGGAAGAAUCAGUCUAUGCAAACAGAAGAAAACUUAAAAACAAACAAAACUUACAUUGAUCUCUUUCGAGGGGUAGAUUUUUUGCAACCAUGAAAUAAGGACAGGAUAUGCUAUAAAAGCAUAAUUAAAAAAAAAACUAGAAAGAGCAUUUGGAAACUAAAAAUACGAGAGCAGAAACAAAAACCUCAGUAAAGGGUUGGAAGUGAAGUUAUGGAAAUUCCCCAGAAAGUAGACAGGGAAAAAUCAGAGGUAGGAAAUAUCACAGAAAAGACAAGAAUCAUAAGUGAAUUCAGUUCAGGAGGUCCAGAAAAAUAGAAUGGAGAGCAGGAGGAAAUCAUCAACAAGAUAAUUCAAGAAAACUUCAGCGCUGAAGGGCUUCAGUUCUAGUUAGGAUCCAUUGAAUGGUCAACCCAGGGGUGAAAAAUAAAAACCAAAACCAAACCCACUGCUGUCAAGUGGAGUCCAACUCAGCUACUCCGUAGGGUUUCCAAGGCUGUAAAUCUUUGGGAGCAGAUUGCCACCUCUUUCUCCCACGGAGUGGCUGAUGGAUUCGAACUGCUGACCUUUUGGUUAGCAGCUGAGUGCUUUUAACCACUGCACCGCCAGGACUCCUUGGAUAAAAAAUAGACACUGGGAAGUUUCAGAACACUGGGGACAGAGGGUAUCCAUAUACAAAGGAUUAAGAGUCUGACUGGCUUAAAUCUUCUCAACAUUAAAACUGAAAGCAGGGAGCAAUGUCUUCAAAAUGCUGAAGGCAAAUGAUUUCCAACUUAGAAUUCUUUACUCUGCCAAAUUAUUAAGUGAGGAUGUAGUAAAGAUAUUUUCAGAUGUACAAUAUCUCAAUAUUUAUCUUCCCUCUAUCCUAACUCCAAAAGGUAUGGGAGAAUGUGCUUCAUGAAAACAAAGUAGAUGAAGGAGAAGGGAGACAGGAUCAAGAAACAUGAGAUCUAAUAUAGGAUAGAGGCAUAGGAAACCACAGGAUGCUAGUAAAGAGAUGGUGUAGAAUGACAGAUGUAUACUAGGUGUAGAGGGCAACCAGUCCAGAUUGGAACAGGUCAGAAUGCUCUAGGAAAAGCUUCAAGGUGAAACUGAAGCAUGUGAAUGAGCAUCUUGAGAAACAUUUAGAGAAAUGGAGGGUUGAAUUAGUGACAAGUACAGAGAAGAUGAAGCAAAAGAAGAGACAAUCAUUAAUUACAAGGAGAACAAGAAUUGUUCAGGAAAGGAGAAAAAUCAUGGUUUACCAUAUGGCUUAGUUGUGAAUUGUGUUUAUAGAGUCAUAAUAAUGCAGAGACUGAAUGUUGAUCUAACCUAGUAGUUCUCAACUGGAGUGACUUUUCUCCCAGGGAACAUUUGGCAAUAUCUGACAUUUUUGGUUUUCACAAUUGUGUGGGUGAUACUGCCAUCUAAUGGAUAGAGGCUAGGGAUGCUACUAAACAUCCUACAAGGCCCAGGACAGCCCUUCACAACAUUGAAUUAUCUGCCCCAAAAUGUCAGUAGUGCUAAGGUUGAGAAACCGUGACUUAACCAAAAUGAUGAUAUAAUUUUGUUGGGAGAAUGGAGAAAUGAGAAGGGUGUACGGAAUGGGAAUGAGAAUAGAGUUAUUCCUCAUUUACUGUAGUGGAAGUCAAUAGGAAAUGCCCCAAACUGAGAAAAUAAAUAGUAGGUGGGUUUUUUUUUGAGACACGGAGAUAAAUAAGAUUAGAUUAAAAAGGCUAGUCUUUACAGUGUUCUUUGGAUGUGUCCUGUGUGUACCACCUAGUGAUCAAUAUGGGACCUGUGUAGUGAUCUGUCUCAUAGUUCACUUCUCAAAGUUUAUGGUAUGCUGUUAGAAUCUAAUCCAAGCUUGUGCAGAUUGGGGAUGCGCCCUGAAUUCAUAAACAACUUUAUUGGUCUGUUUCCCUGGACCUCCCCUUUUUGGCCCUGUGACCAGAAAGUUACUCUGCUGUGUACUUCCUUCAACUGUGCCCUUGUUUGGGACCAAGCAGCUGGAGAACAAAGAAAGAGAAAAAGCAAUAGAAGUUGACCCUACUCUCUUGGGGCCACAGUUGUAGCAAGUGGAGAGGAAGGUUCCUGUCUUUUAGCCUCUGUGGAUCCCCCUUGCUGCCACUGUUGUUGCCACCUCUGGAAUCAUCAUGAGAUUGCUUGGGGACUGGAGUGCAAGAGAAUGGAGAAGAGAAGAAAGGGGGAGUUUCCCUUACUGACUUCAGAGUGUUAGGAGACCCCUUUAUUCCCCUUUCUUGGUCCUUGAGGCCGGUGCCACUAGAGGGCUUCUCCUGGAACUCUCUGUCCCUGCUGAUGCCCACUUCUAGGCCCCCUCUCCAUCCAGGCCUGGGAGUACUUUUUGGGGAAGGGGUUUGGGAGUGGUAAAUUUACUUAUAAUACAGGUAGUCCCCAAUUUGCCAUGUAUUUGAGUUACAAUGAACUGCACUUAAAACUGUCUCCCCCCACUUUUUUUGAUACAUCUUAUCGUUAGUAAUAUGUACUACAUACAGUGUUGCAGCCUGUAAUUUGCUAAUGUUAUUCUCAAGUGUUCAUUCACAGAUGUCCAAUUUUAUGAUUGACUGUUCAAAACACUACUGUGUAACAGAGGAAAGAAAUGCUGAAGAAAUAGUGAGGAAGACGAAGGAGAGAAGUUGUCAAAAAUUUUUACAGUGAAAGGAUUAGCCGAACUUUUUUCUAAACUAAAUCAGGAGCUUCAGUUGCUUGAAAACAUGGACCCAAAUGUUGAUUGCUUUGCUAAUAAAGUCAAUAGGCAGGUUUAGGAAGCAGUGAGAUGUUACUGCGAAAUAUAUGAAGAAAAAAAGACAAGGACCAUACAGACAACUCCACUAAUUUUCUGACUAGAAAUGCCAUCCCCAUUCCCAGGGAUAAUCCAGAAGAUCCAGAGCCUUCCACAAGUGGAGUUAUUACUGCAGCUGACAAAAUGUCAGCAUCAUUCAACUCUUCUUUAUCAUUGGGCCGAUUUAUCUUGCAUAUUCCGAGCGAGGAAAGAGACAAUGCAAUCCGAGUGUGUUUUCAGAUUGAACUUGCCCAUUGGUUUUACUUGGAUUUCUACAUGCAGAACACACCAGGAUUACCUCAGUGUGGGAUAAGAGACUUUGCUAAAGCUGUUUUCAGUCAUUGUCCAUUUUUGCUGCCACAAGGCGAAGAUGUGGAAAAAGUUUUGGAUGAAUGGAAAGAAUAUAAAAUGGGAGUACCAACAUAUGGUGCAAUUAUUCUUGAUGAGACACUUGAAAAUGUACUACUGGUUCAGGGAUACCUAGCAAAAUCAGGCUGGGGAUUUCCGAAAGGAAAAGUGAAUAAAGAGGAAGCUCCUCAUGAUUGUGCUGCUAGAGAGGUCUUUGAAGAAACUGGUUUUGAUAUCAAAGACUAUAUUUGUAAGGAUGAUUACAUUGAACUUCGAAUCAAUGACCAGCUUGCUCGUUUGUACAUCAUUCCAGGAGUUCCAAAGGACACAAAAUUUAACCCGAAAACUAGAAGAGAAAUUCGGAACAUUGAGUGGUUCUCAAUUGAGAAAUUGCCGUGUCAUAGAAAUGAUAUGACCCCAAAAUCCAAACUUGGUUUGGCACCUAACAAAUUUUUUAUGGCCAUUCCAUUUAUCAGACCAUUAAGAGACUGGCUUUCUCGAAGAUUUGGAGAUUCCUCAGACAGUGACAAUGGAUUUUCCUCAGCUGGCAGCACACCAGCUAAACCCACUGUGGAAAAAUUAAGUCGAACCAAAUUCCGCCACGGCCAGCAGUUAUUUCCUGAAGGUUCUCCUGGUGACCAGUGGGUAAAGCACAGGCAACCACUGCAACAAAAGCCAUAUAAUAAUCAUUCUGAGAUGUCCGACCUCUUAAAAGCAAAGAAUCAAAAUAUGAGGGGAAAUGGCAGAAAACAGUAUCAAGACUCCCCUAAUCAGAAGAAAAGAACAAAUGGUGUUCACAGUCAGUCAGCAAAACAACAGAAUCCCUUGAUGAAAUGUGAAAAAAAAUUUCAUCCACGAAAACUUCAGGAUAAUUUUGAAACAGAUGCUGUAUAUGACUCACCUUGCUCUGGUGAAGAUCAGUUGUUAGAACAUGCUGAGGGACAGUCUGUGACAUGUAACGGACAUUGCAAGUUCCCAUUUUCAUCCAGAACUUUUUUGAGUUUCAAGUUUGAUCAUAACGCCAUAAUGAAAAUCUUGGAUCUUUGAUAGCAGCAAAUAUGUUAUGGAAGUACCAAGAUCAGAGACCUGUUGCAUUUGAGUGUGUCUUCAAGCCUUACCUUUCUCAGGUGUUUUAAAGAAAUGCAGGGAGGCAAUGAUGUUUCUGAAUAGAAUGCUCUUUGUUCAGAGGAGAGAGUGGCAAGAAACAAGAGUUUGCACUGUAAAUGCAGUCGUAAUUUUUUAUACAGAUGUACCAUUUCAGUGUUUGGCUAACUAGUUUAAGUUACUUUUUUGAGGGCAUUCUUUCUGUGUGAUUGUGGGCUUUAUUUUGUAUUCUGGUCAAGAAAAGUGUUUGAGUCAUCAUGAAGUACCCAAGUUAAUGGGAAUCCUCCAUCUACCCAUUACAGUGAUUGCAAUAGUGAUUUCCUUAUGUUGAGUUUUUUUUUUUUUUAAAAACCCAACAAACACUUAAAAUACACAAUUAUUAAAUGAACAUGAGUGCUGAAGUAUCACAGAAGUCAAGAUUGCAGGUCAUCUUUUUUGGUGGCAUUUUGCGCAUUUAUCUGCUUUUAACCACUUAGACUCUCUAAUCCUCCUCUGCCUAGAGUCUUGUUGAAAGUUUUAUUUAGAGCCAGCAUCUGCAAUAUAAUGUUCAUGUUGAAAAUGAACUCUUAGCACUUCAUUAAAGGACAGAGUCCGCAGCUUGGAAAGGGAUUGCGUUGGAUGGGUGUGCCGCAUGCCAUCAGGAAACCAGCGAGACUGCUGGCGAGAGGGUAGCAGAGAAGUGUGGAGGCUAGGACCCAGCAGCUACUUCGGUCAUGCCUUUACCAUCCUGCCUCCAGCCCUUUUUAGUAUUGUAUUUACUACUGUAAAAUGAUUUUGUUCUUGUGAAAAUUUUUUCUAUUUUAUAGUUGUGUAAAUAUGUACGUAAAACUGACAUUAGAUUUUCCAUUGCAUCUCAAUGUUGAUAAGUAUAAACUGAUGUUAUAUUAGGUUCCAGUUAGCAGUAGUAACAGAGAAUGACACGCUUUUAUUGGCAUGCUGAAGCCUCUGGAGUGAGAUAAGAAAGGACCUGCAACCAUGUACAAAGUAUUUCACUAGGAGAGAGUCAAAACGUGAAAGUAACAUGCAUAACUCACUCCCAGGAAUGCAUCUUGUUCUUUCAGGAUUCUUAAAUCCAAAUAAGGGUGGCAGUGCACGUUUUAAGAAAGAUUUCAGCUAUAAUUGAGGACAAUCAAUCACCAGGGCUUUAAGGGUCAUUAGUGUUUCGGGUGCAUCUGACCUCAUGGAAGAUACUUUUUGUAGGGGGAGGUGCACAAGCAUAUGUGUGGGUGCAUCUGUCAUGUGGGUUUUUAAAAUCUUCUAUGUGUGGUAUCCACAAAAUAUAUAUCUCUGCUCAUAAAUGUUAUUGUAGAAAUCUUUGUUCUGUAUAGGUAGCCUGUUUAAAAGGGGCUCUAUUUAACCCAGUGGGCCUUUUAAAGGAAGCCUCUAUUGUAAGGCAUUCACUUGGUGUUACUUCGCUUUAGCUUUGAAAUGGCUUAAUUUUUAAGGCUAAAUUCUAUUUAUUAAUGAAAGUGUCACCCUUUUGGUGCUAAGCAGGAGAAUUCACAAUUUUAGCAGUUAAAAUUAGGCUAUCUAGAAUCUUGGAUCUUGUAAUGUGACAAAUUUGUGAAUCCUUCCGUGACUUUUUUUAAUGCAUUAUAUGGUUGUGUUUGGAAGCUCUGACUAUUUCCAGAAAUACAGCUCCUUUGCUUGGGUCUCCUUGAGCCAUAUUUAUAGUUGGUCCCAGCAUUCCAGAUUUCUGUCAAAAUGUUAAAGGAGUGAAAACUUACUUCACCUGGCAGGUAAAUCAUUGUCACUCAUUCACUGUCAUCUAGAAACCAUUUAAUUUUGUGUGUGUGUGUGUGUACGUGUGUGUGUGUACGUGUACGUGCACGUGCAUAUGCUUUCUAAGUGAGUACUUUGGUCAGUCUUUCUGGUGCCUAGAGUUGAUCCUUCAGCUCUCAAUACUAAA